This is a messenger RNA of Polistes dominula (European paper wasp), 5566 nucleotides long. RefSeq lists its product as uncharacterized. Gene Ontology annotation, biological process: protein desumoylation; proteolysis. NCBI's taxonomy places the organism in Eukaryota, Metazoa, Arthropoda, Insecta, Hymenoptera, Vespidae. The record is from RefSeq and is a predicted model, not a curated record. Gene Ontology annotation, molecular function: SUMO-specific endopeptidase activity. Gene Ontology annotation, cellular component: nucleus; cytoplasm.
AGUGGCGUAAUCUUUUGUGGCCUGUAUGUUACUUUGCAAUUCGUUCAGACAAACGGGCUCGUAAAAUGGCGAAAUGUAGUUGUUAUUUACUUACGUGGUAUAUAACGAGAAAACUUUAAAACGCAUUAAAUAUAUUCGUAAUUAUUAGAUUAAUUAAACUAGUGCGAUUAUUCGUCGUAUACGGGUAUUUAAACUACAUUCUACAGAAAUGAUAUUAAUGGACUGGUAUAUUCUGGCACAGUAGCAGCAGUCAAAUACUGAUCUACAUUGAUUGAGAAAAGAUUGUGUUGCGAGCAGUAAAAUCUUGUGUAAUAUGGCACAAUAUUAUAAUUUUGUGACCAAUGCCAGUGGUACAUUAACUCUUGAAGAAGUACAGAGAAUUUGCUCUGUAGAAGGGCAACAUGUUCAGUUAGUUGAGAAUAUAAAUAAUGGUGGUAAUGGUUCACAACAAUUUUUGGCUUAUACUCCUGCCCAACAAAACAGUGAACAAGCAAUAUUUUGCCAGCAAACUAUUAACUUAGGGAGUCAAAUUUCAGCAACGCAAUUGGAUCAAGGGCAAAACGUGUUUAUAAUUAAGACUAAUGAAACACCAUCAUCACCACCUCCUCCUCCAAGUAUAUUAAAGCCUAAUACAGUUAAAAUACAUACGGCAGGAGAAAAUAUAGUAGGUGUUGUGGAUAAUAAAGUUACUAAACCAUUGGUGGAAUGUAGUAACGAUAAUCAACAGAUACAAUGGGUGAAGAUGCAAGAAAAUAGUAUUAACGUAGAUGCAGUUUCGAAACAAAAUACUCUUUUUUCUGAAAAGAGCCAAACUGCUAUUUUAAAUAAGGGACAAACACAAAAUAAUAUAGCAAUAUCUGGUUAUAGUCCUGAAACUUCAGAAAAGAAGUCAAUCAAAUUAUAUCAAAAUAAAAACCGACUUCCUACGAAUAAUAUACAAACAGUGUCUCCAUCCAUUCCUUCUGAUGGUUUAAAUGCAACAGAUCAAGUACAACGUUAUUAUGUAUCAAACAUUAAAGUAACUUCACCUUCAUUCCAUAAUAAAGCAGUUAAUGCAAUUGGACAGAAUGUAACUACAACAUUUACGCGACAAGUUCGUGCAUCUUUUGUUCAAGUGUCUCCAACACGACCUCCAGUUCCUAAUCAGAUGUCGAAAAAUCCAUUAAGACUACAGCGUCCAGAAAUGGAACAUUUAAGUCAAAGAAUAAAACAAGCAAAAUUACGGCAUUUGCAAAAUGAUCAACGAUCACAACAAAAUAUGAGGAAAAACCAAGUAUCCAAUAUGCCACAAAAGACUAUACAAAAUGCUACAGCUAAUUCCUUACAAACUCAACAAGUAUCAACAAACGUAAUGCAACAAAAGCAAUUACAAAAUAUUUCAACACAAUUUCAACAAUUACAAAAACAAUCAUCAGUUGCGACUGUAGAACAAAAAAAUCUACAUCAAAUACAGUCUUCACCUCUUUCACCUCUUUCGCCUCAACAAAAUGUGCAAACUAAUUCAGAUGUUGAUGCUGAUUGUAUCUUGCAAGAAAAAUGCAUUGUUAAACAACAAUCUUCUCCAUCUCAAACAGAUUCAGAAAGUAGUGCAAGUGAAAGCAUUGCUUAUUUACAAAAAGUUAUCAAUAAUCCUUCCAAUACCAUAGUACAGCGUCAAAUACAAGGUAACACAGCGAAAAUGUUGGUAAUGUUACCAAAUGGUGAACAGAGAUUAAUCACGUUUGAUAUAUCAAAUAAUGAUUGUAGUGUGCAAGAUCUUCUGGAGCAGGCAAACAUUACAUUUGGUGGUGAAACAACUGUAUGCUUAGUUUCUGAUUCUACCUUUGGCAUAAAUUAUAUCGUGGAAACAGUGGCGCCAAGUAAUGGUGCCAUAUUAAAUGAAAUUCAUGAGCACGACAGUAACACAUCGCAGGAUAGUGCGACUAUGGGAUCUCGUAAUACAUCUCGUACAAUUAGUUCACCCGAUGAAAAUAGCAAUCCCAUAUGUCAAAACGAGGAGGCUACAUACAUCGAGGGGAAGCUUGCACUGUGUCCAAACUGUGGUAUUAGCUCAUUAGACUUCAACCGAUGUCAACGAUGUUUGAAAAAAUUGCCGGAGGACGUGAAGACGAUACCUAUGACUAUGGGUAUACAAGAAAAAAAGGAGAACAUGCUGUCUGUCAAUACAUUUUAUAAGAAAAACAAUGAACGAAACUCUUCAGCGAAGUUGGAAAAAUUAGAACGCGAUGGAUCUGCUUAUAAACGUGGUAGAGGAAGAGGAAGAGUAUAUACAUCAAGGACAAAAAUUAUUAAUAAAGAACCAGAAUGUUUAACCAUAUCAUCAGAUGAGGAUGAAGAGGGGAAAACUAGAAAAGUAGAUGGUGUUUUCAAUAAUGCAGUUUCAAGUAACGCAAGUAAUAAUUUAAGCGAAGAAAUGGAGACAAUUCUUGAUAAAGAACCAGUAAUUACAAACAACUCUGUUUCUAGCACAAAUAUUGAUUUUUCACCAAGCAACGAAGAAUCUACUGAAGAUGGAAGUUUAAAAAGUGAAAAUCCAAAUUUUAUAAACAGUUCUAUACAAAAUUUACACGCAGCUAUUUUAUGUCGAACAGUCAGAAUAGGAUCAUAUAAAUAUGUUCCGCCGGAGAAAAUAGUAAUAACUUCCAGUGGAAUAAGAUUUGGAAUACCCUUGUUAGAAGAUGAUACGAGUUUUGUAACGUUGGAUGUGAAAAUUCGAGAUCUUGUAAAGGUAUUAGUACAUUUUGGGAAGUCUAUGCCAGUUAUUUUCUUCUAUACAUCUACAAGUACAGGAGCGAUGAUUCGCGAAUUAUUAGGAAUGCAAGAUCCAAAAGGGCCGUAUUAUGACCCAGCUGGUAAGGAUCAUACACAUAGACGUAUUACUUUACUACCAGAUAAGAUAACGGAUGAAUCAAAGCUUGCAUUGAAAAAUUUAUUCAUGGUAAGAAAAGGCCUGUUUGAAGAAUUGAAUCCAAAAGAAGCCAAUGAUAUUCUUGUACGAGCAUCGCCAAAAGAUAAUACGCUUACUUCAGGUCUUACUAGAAGAUAUAGUCAAACAUCGGUCUCGAAUGUAUCGAGUGCAAGCAGUGGAAUACAAAAGAUAACAGUCUACCCACCACCCCCUGCAAAAGGUGGUAUAACCAUAAAUACCGAAGAUUAUUUAUGUCUCGGAGAAGAUCAAUUUUUAAAUGAUGUUAUUAUAGAUUUUUAUUUAAAAUAUUUAACAUUAGAAGUCUUAUCAGAAUCAGAUCAACAUAGAACACAUGUAUUCAGUUCAUACUUUUAUAAACGUUUAACAAGUCCUCACGCUCAAGCUGGUGAAAAUGCAGUGGUCCUUUCUGCGGCUGCUAAAAGGCAUGCGAGAGUGCAAAAAUGGACCAAAAAUGUCAAUAUAUUUGAAAAAGAUUUUAUCGUGAUUCCUAUCAAUGAACAUGCUCAUUGGUUUUUGGCAAUUAUUUGUUUCCCUGGUUUGGUGGGUAAAGUUACUAUAAAUAAUAAAAUUCCUAAAGAAGAUGUGCAUAAAACAAUUCAGAAAAGUAAAAAAUUAAAGGAUCUUAAAAUUCAAGCUGUGACAAUUGGUACUACUACGAUUACGCCAGUUACAACUACUAUAACAAUUGAUCAAGGAGACGAUGGUUCGGAAAGAGAUGAAGCAGAAGGAGAUGAUGAAGAAAUGGAAAUAGAUAGUGAUGAUGAUGAAGAAACUGAGGGACAAGAAAGUAAUAAAACUCAAGAAACAGAUUGCGGCUUACAAAAUAUAGAUACUGUGAAAGUUCCCUGCAUAUUAAUAUUUGACUCUCUUGCGGGUGCAAGUAGAUGUCGCGUUGUCGCCACAUUACGAGAUUAUUUGAGUUGCGAAUAUGUCGCAAAAAUGGGAAUUGAAAAAACAUUUUCGAAAGAUACUAUUAAAGGAGCAUCUCCGAAAGUUCCUCAACAAUCUAAUUUUACUGAUUGCGGCCUAUAUGUAUUACAAUACGUGGAGAGCUUCUUUAAGGAUCCUAUUACAAACUAUACAUUACCGAUAAAAACUUUAAAAAAUUGGUUUGAAGAAAUAGUUGUUACAAGAAAACGUGAAGAGAUAUCAAAGUUAUUAAUUAAGUUAAUGAAUGCUACAAGAGGAAGUAAAAAUAUUGCAUUGCCGGUUGUAAACUUUCCUACGCAAGAUGGAAAAUUAAAGCCAAAACCGGAAAAUCACCUUGAAAUAAAACCUGUUAAAACUGAAUUAGACAUUAAGAAAAAGCCUAUAUCAGAGACAGAAACGAACUCUCGCGCAGUUAAUAGCACAGUGCCAGGUCAAACAGAAAGUCCAGAAUCAAGUAGUAAUGAGGUAGUAAGCAAAACUACUUAUCAGAUCAUUCCUUUUUCACCAUGUACAAGUUCUACUAGCUCGACUGAUAAUUCAACGGAAAUGUUGAUUGAUACAAAAAUUCAUGCAGCAAGCAUUGCUUUGGCUGUAUCUACUUGUUACAUUUUAUUAACGAGUUUAAUCGCAUAUUGGAUGAGAAGAUAUGUCGCUUAUUAUAUAAAAGAACCUUUAAUACAAUCUUUAUUUCUCGAAGGAAUAGCAACAGCUGAAUUAUGCGGUGCUUGUUUUGAACUGAUUAUAAUUGCUGAUAAUUGGGGAGUAUCCAUGUAUGCGAUAUAUUUAUUCGUAUUAACGAUUUGGUGGAGUUUGAAUUGGGGCGAUGCCAGUGCUUGUCCUUAUACACAUCUCGAAGAAGCUGUAGAAGGAAAGAAAUCUUUACGCAUCGCUUUUCUUUUAAUAUGGGCAGAACUUAUCGGUGGCCUCGUUGUAUUUCGAUAUACACAAUUGCUGUGGGCGUUAGAAAUCGUACCUACGCACAAAAAUAAAGCUUUUGAAGAUUGUACUACGGAUUUGCAGGUGCCUGUUAUAUUUGGUGCACUUAUAGAAUGUGUAGCAACAUGUAUAUGCAGAAUAGUAUCCCGUGGAUUAGGCGAAUUUAAUUCAACUUUCUGUACUAUCAUCGAUUCCUUCGUUGGAACUUCUUUAGUCGUCGCAGCGUUUAAUUAUUCCGGUGGCUACUUCAAUCCUGCGUUGGCUACAUCGUUGAAGUAUGGUUGUUUAGGAACAACUUUUAUGGAACAUGUAAUUGUUUAUUGGGUUGGAGCUUGUGCAGGUUCAAUCACUUCUUUAAGGGUGUACAAUAUGCCUUUUAUUCAAAAUUUUAUAAAUAGAAAAAAGGAGAAAAGUUCUUAGAGAAAUUUCUUAGAUUUUCGAUUGACCAAAGAUUUCUUCAAAGAUUUUGUGUUCAUUCGUUGUGAUUGUUAUUUAACAUUAAUAUUUAUUUUCUUUUUACCUCCUCUAGCAGUUUGUAAAAUAACGUUGACAGUUAAAUUUAAUAGUUGUUAUAUAUGUAAAAGUGUGAUAAGUGAAAGACAAAAGAACGCACACAUUUAGAUGUACAAAAAAGUUAAUUUAUUAUAUGACAAUAACUAAUUCCAAGUGUACACAUUAUAUUGUAGAAAUCUUCUAAUUUGAUUCAUCAAGUGGAAGGAUUAUUUAUUAAAUUCUGAAUUUAUUAAUAAUAUGUAUUUUCAUACGCAAAGA